Molecule: messenger RNA, 1336 nt
Organism: Paecilomyces variotii
Lineage: Eukaryota; Fungi; Ascomycota; Eurotiomycetes; Eurotiales; Thermoascaceae
Product: Alpha/Beta hydrolase protein
Exons: 3
Coding region: 275-1186 (303 amino acids)
Molecular function (GO): catalytic activity
Source: RefSeq, a predicted model, not a curated record
UAGUCGGGGAGUUAGGGAACGGGGGGGUUCUUUUCCCCUCUCUCUACCAGGAGAUCCUGUCGAAUCUCGAUGGAGUCGAUUGCGAAAUACCGAGGAUAUUCCUAGUCUCGGACAUAAGAGGCGGCAUAUUUAGUUUUGAGUACAAGCUCCCUGUUUUGCCCCAGAUUGUCAUUAUCCCACAUCCGAUCUAUCCAUUCUCGGCCGUCAGACAAAAGACCAGGGGUAUCAUAUCAUUAUCUACUACUAUCUACACUUGCAAAACAAAAUCGUCGAAAUGGUUCCACCCAGAAAGACGCUUACUGUGCCUCACUUGGGAGGGACCAGUGUAGGCUAUCGGCUCUCUUCAGCUGUUCCUUCUAAGCCUACACUGGUGCUUGUAAUCCCAUUUACCACGACGGUCGACUACUACAUUCCCGAGUUUGAGAACGCCGAGCUUACAUCCAAGUUGAACUUGCUUGCUGUUGAGCCUCUUGGACAUGGCGAAACCCGGACGAAGAGUGAGACCUUCACUUACUGGGACACGGCCCAUGUGAUUCUCCAGCUGCUGAAUGCGCUUGGAAUCGAAAAGGCUUUUGCCUUGGGUACAUCCCAGGGUGGUUGGAUUGCCGCUCGAAUGGCCCUUUUGGCACCCGAAAAGAUCCAAGGGAUCAUCCUCGUUGGCACGAGCAUGGAUGGCGAAACACCCCGGACCCGCGACUUGGGAUGCUGGGACGGCGCCGCUGCCACAUCUGGCCUGGUCACAUUGGGCGGGAACCUCGCUCCUGCGCAUGACUUUGAACCUGGCGAUGCGUACUACGACUUCCUCAUGGAAAUCGGCUAUGGCAAGACGGUUCCUCGCCAGACCAGAGACUUCUGGGCCGAGACGAUCAAGAAGAUCUACCAGGGCGACGACGGCAAGAGGAGAAUCUGCCAGGCUGCGACUAACCUUGCGACGAGGGAUAGUCUGCAUGCACGGUUGCCGUAUAUCAGAUGUCCUGUGCUUUGGCUGCAGGGCACCGGCGACGUUGUCUUCAGCGCCGCGAACGCGCAGGAAGAAAUCAAGCUAUUUACGAACUCGAAAGAAGCGAAGCUCAUCACGUUGAAAGACGGUGUUCACUUCCUCAGCUACACGCAUGGGAAGGAAUUGCAUCAGAACAUCCUUGACUUUACUAGCAAGUGGCAGGGUGCGGAUCCAGCGAAGCUGUAAAUGAUUGAUUUUGAGAAAAACUUCAACUAGGUAGUCAGCAUUUCCAGUGCGACUUUGUGUGGAUAGGACAGUGAUUAUUAUUAUUAUUGAUAUCCCCCACGGUACUACUACUAUGCAGUGAUGAAUGAAAUAAAUUUUUUUUUCAGUGAA